Messenger RNA from Salmo salar (Atlantic salmon), 4779 nucleotides. RefSeq lists its product as uncharacterized. Gene Ontology annotation, biological process: regulation of transcription by RNA polymerase II. Lineage: Eukaryota; Metazoa; Chordata; Actinopteri; Salmoniformes; Salmonidae. Gene Ontology annotation, cellular component: nucleus. The record is from RefSeq and is a predicted model, not a curated record. Gene Ontology annotation, molecular function: DNA-binding transcription activator activity, RNA polymerase II-specific; RNA polymerase II cis-regulatory region sequence-specific DNA binding.
AUGGUGGCGGUAAUGCAACGUGUAUUGGAUGCCAACGGCCGUUAAACCACAUCGAAGAAGAUCCCGUCAUACAGAUGUGUUUAUACCAUAUAGAAUAAUACAUUGCACGAUUCUGAUUGCUCUCACUGGAUCUCAUAAUUUGCACUUACAUUCAAACAAUUACAGAAAAUUAAUUGUUCAGAUCUACUCAGCCUACCAUGUCAGAGCCGGGUUCUGGCUGUGGUGUUCCAGCCCAGAGAAGCUCACAACAGGUUCCAGAGGCGAUGUCAGUGAAGCUGGAGGACUGCAGUCAAACACUGGAACUCAAUGUGAUUGUGAAAGAGGAGGAGGAGAGAGAAAUCAAGGAGGAAGAAAACAGUGACUCAGGAACGAGCUCCAACCCAGGCUCAGACAGCAAGCCCAGUCCCACAGCAUCAGGAAAUCAUAAACAAUGCAGACAGAAGCCCCAACCCUGCUGUAGCGACAGCUUUAUUUGUCCAACUCACCUCAAAUCACUCAAACAGACUCCCAAAAUAAAGAAGACAUACCUCUGCUCCCAAUGUGGGAAGAGUUUCAGUCGGACAGGAGACCUAAAGAGUCAUCAGAGAUCACACAGUAAAAAGAAGCCUUACCACUGCGCUCGAUGUGGGGAGGGAUUCACUCAGCUUGGAAGUCUAAAAAGUCACCAGAGAAUACAUACAGGGGAGAAGCCUUACCACUGCUCUCAGUGUGGGAAGAGCUUUAAUCGCUCAGGAAACCUUACAGAACACCAAAGAAUACAUACAGGGGAGAAGCCUCACCACUGCACCCAAUGUGGGAAGAGUUUCAGCCGGGCAGGAAUUCUAAAAAAUCAUAAGAGAACUCACACAGGAGAGAAACCUUUCCACUGCUCUGCUUGUGGGAAGAGUUUUACAAGAGAAGUAAGCCUAAAAAAUCAUCAAAGAGUACACACUGGAGAGAAACCUUUCCACUGCUCCACAUGUGGAAGGGGUUUCAGUGAGAAAGUAAAUCUUAAUAGACACGAGCGAGUACAUAGUGAAGAGAAGCCUUACCACUGCACCACAUGUGGGAAGAGCUUUAAUCAUUCAGGAAGCCUUAAGGAACACCAGAGAAUACAUACAGGGGAGAAACCUUACCACUGCACUGAGUGUGGAAAGAAAUUCCGUUUUGCAGGAGAUCUAAAGAAUCACCAGAGAUCACACAGUAGGGAGAAGCCUUACCACUGCUCUCUUUGUGGGAAGAGUUUCAAUCAACCCGGAAACUUAAAAAGUCAUCAGCGUAUACACAUAGAAGAGAAGCCUACCUGUACUGUCAAUGUGAUUGUCAAAGAGGAGGGUGAGAGGGAAAUCAAUGAUAAGGUAAAGAGAGAAGUUGAGGAAAGUAAAGGUGUAGUUGACCCAGGUACAGCAAGACUACCUGGUCGUGGGAGUUACCCCUGCCCUCAAUGUGGGAAGAAUUUUAGUUCCUCAAGUAAUCUGAAGAAUCAUCAAAGAGUACACACUGGAGAGAAACCUUUCCACUGCUCAGCAUGUGGGAAGCGUUUCCGUGAGAAAGCACACCUUAAGAGACAUGCGAGGGUACAUAGUGGAGAGAAGCCUUACAACUGCUUCGAAUGUGGGAAGAAUUUCCGUAUGGCAGAUACCCUACAGAAACACCAGAGAAUCCACACAGGAGAGAAGCCUCACCACUGCUCUCUUUGUGGGAAGAGCUUUAAUCAUUCAGGAAGCCUUAAGGAACAUCAAAGAAUACAUAGUGGAGAGAAGCCUUACCACUGCUCUCUUUGUGGGAAGAGCUUCCAUCAUUCAGGAACCUUUAAGAAACAUCAGCAAAGUCACAUUGGAGUAAAACCUAUCUGUAAUCUCAAUGUGAUUGUCAAAGAGGAGGAUGGUGACUGUACUCUCAAUGUGAUUGUCAAAAAUGAGGAUGGUGACUGUACUCCCAAUGUGAUUGUCAAAGAGGAGGAUGGUGACUGUACUCUCAAUGUGAUUGUCAAAGAGGAGGAGGAAGACCCAGAUACAUCAAGACUACCAGAUUGUGGUCGUUACCCCUGUUCACAAUGUGGAAAUAAUUUUAGUUCCUCAAGUAAUCUAAAGAAUCAUCAAAGAGUACACACUGGAGAGAAACCUUUUCACUGCUCUGCAUGUGGGAAGAGUUUCAGUGAGAAAGCAAACCUUAAGAGACAUGAGAGAGUACAUGAGAAGGAAAAGAGAGAGGUUGAGGAAGAGGAGGAAACUAGUGGUGUAGUUGACCCAAGUACACCAAGACUACCUGGUCAUGGGAGUUACCCCUGCUCUCAGUGUGGGAAGAGUUUCAGUUCCUUAGGUAAUCUAAAUAAUCAUCAAAAAGUACACACGGGAGAGAAGCCGUACCACUGCACCCAAUGUGGGAAGCGUUUCAGUGAGAAAGCAAACCUUAAAAGACACGAGAUAGUACAUAGUGGAGAGAAGCCUUACCACUGCACCCAAUGUGGGAAGAAUUUCCGUGUGGCAGAUACCCUACAGAAACACCAGAGAAUCCACACAGGAGAGAAGCCUAACCACUGCUAUUUUUGUGGGAAGAGCUUUGAUAAUUUAGGAAGCCUUAAGGAACACCAAAAAAUACAUAAUGGAGAGAAGCCUUACCACUGCACUCAAUGUGGGAAGAGCUUCAAUUAUUCAGGAAAUUUUAAGAAACAUCAAAGAAUACAUAUUGGAGAGAAUCCUACCUUUACUCUCAAUGUGAUUGUCAAAGAGGAGGAGGAAGAUGGAAAAGAGAGAGAAGUCGAGGAGAGAGUAGUGAAGGAAGAGGCUACAUAAGCUAACUAGGAAAGGAUGCUGUCUUCUGUGUCAGUAUGGGAUUGGGCAGCACCAUUGAGGGUGAUCUCCAUUUUAAAAUAGUCCAUAUCUUCUAUUUCGAUGAGUGUAUUGGAAGGUAGCAAAUAAACUGAAAAGGUACAUACCACCACCUAUUUUGGUGGAGUGUGUAUAAUCUGAACAGGUACAAAGCCAAGGUUGGUGAUUUACUGCUACUUGCAGUUAUGGAAUGUUAGCUCAGGAGUAUAAUUCAUUGGUUAACUCCUUCUGCUGACCUGGAUGGAAUUAUACAUUCCUUCCUUAACCCACAGGAAGUCCCAACAUUUUGACUACUUCAAAAUGGUGAAAGUCCUCAAUGGUGUUGCUCAUUAGACAAUACAGUGGAGAAGCCUCACCAUUGCUUUCAUUAUAGAAAAUCUCUUAUUCACUAAAGCAUUUGAUAUAUUGUAUAUGUAUGUGUGUGUAUAGAAACUGCGUUCCAGGACACAGAUUCAUGCUGGGAGUUCAUCUGACCGUGGGUUGUCGACAAUGCAGCUUUUAAAGGCAAUUUCCGACUCUGCGAACAUAUGCAGUAUUUACCGUGAAUAACAUAUACACGAUAGUGGGAACAUUGCCUUUAAAAGUCGGAUUAAAUCCCAGCUUCUGUCUAGUCAUGGUGAAAACAUUACAUCUUUCUUCCAUUUAUUUUCUUCCAUUUAGCAGAAGCUUUUAUCCAAAGUGAUUUAUUCUGGAUGCAUAGCACAGACGACACAAACAAUAUCUAACACAUUAAAGGACCAAUCCAAAGUUGAACCAAUAACAAAGCGAGGCACCCUUGUUUUGGUAUAAAGCUUAGGGAUGGACCUGGAGAAAUGUAACCACUUUCACAUUAAUAGACAGAGCUACGGACUGACCAGUCAUAAUGAUCAUUUUAGCUAUGGACUGACCAUUCAUGAUGUCAUAAUGAUCAUUUUAGCUAUGGACUGACCAUUCAUGAUGAUCAUUUUAGCUAUGGACUGACCAUUCAUGAUCUCAAAAUGAUCAUUAUAGCUAUGGACCCACCAUCCAUGAUCUUAUAAUGAUCUGCUAUGGACUGACCAUUCAUGAUGUCUUAAUGAUGAUUUUAGCUUUGGACCAUCCAUCCAUGAUCUCAAAAUGAUCAUUUAAACCAUGUUUUGGGCUAUACGGGGUUUGUUUACAUUUACAAUGUUUCCAAACACUGGAGGAAAACAAGUUUAUAUUUUGGGGUUCUGAUGGAGUGUGACAGUUGAAAUAAUCUCAUGAGGGAUUAUAAAUGAAUAGUUUAAGAAUCAAUAGCGAUAUACAGUAUCAUUCAUUUAUAAGUCUAAAAAUGUAUGUUACAACUGCAGAUCGGCCCUUUAAACACUACAGUAUCAUAACAUAUUUACAUAUAUCAUUACAACAGUUCACAGUAACAGAGGUCAGAUAGGCCUACAGUUUACGUUGUUAAACAAUGUUUCUGCUUUACUUUUUCAACUGAUGAGUGAGAUGUGUAAAGGCACAUUGGAUCACUAUUAGUUGUACAAGGUCAUUGAUAAGUUGAUCUACAAUACAACCUGCCCCGCCACCUUCCUGUUGAAACGAGUAGUACAGCAUCAAGAGAAUAAUGCCCUGUGGGCUAUCCUAUUGAAUUCAAAAUAUGUCCAUAGAAUCAUCCCGCUGGGCACAGACAUCAGUUCAAUGUGAAAUCAACAAAACAUUUCACCAUGUCAUUGGAUUUAGGUCAAAAGUUUUAGUGAAUUGAAAAAAAAGAGAUUCCCUUACAUUUAAAUACUGUUUUCAAAUCCAAUCAGUUUUCCAUGUUGAAAUGACGUGGAAACAACGUUGAUUCAACCAGUUUUUGCCCAGUAGGAUUAUGACAGAAUUCAGACAUUCUUUUUUUAAGCUCAGGAGAAGGGCUGGUUUGGAUUGACAUCAGAAGUAAACAAUAUGAGUGUAUUGUUAUGUCAUAAUCUGGAUGUAAUCUGUGUGUAAAAUAUUGAAUUAUAAAUACAAACAGAACAAACUG